Messenger RNA from Pestalotiopsis fici W106-1, 1749 nucleotides. RefSeq lists its product as uncharacterized. NCBI's taxonomy places the organism in Eukaryota, Fungi, Ascomycota, Sordariomycetes, Amphisphaeriales, Sporocadaceae. Gene Ontology annotation, molecular function: basic amino acid transmembrane transporter activity. The transcript has 6 exons. Bases 1 to 1749 code for a protein of 582 amino acids. The record is from RefSeq and is a predicted model, not a curated record. Gene Ontology annotation, biological process: transmembrane transport; basic amino acid transport. Gene Ontology annotation, cellular component: fungal-type vacuole membrane.
AUGAACAGUCCCAGACUCGAGCUGCCAGACUUUGACAAGUUUGCAGUGUCGUUUGAUGAACUUUUGCAAAAGGGCAUCGCAGUCAAGAUCGAAAGAGGCGAUCCGAAGCGAGGCCACCCGCAGCACCUCAUCUUGGACCCGGCCACAUUCAGAGAACGGUACCCAUGGACAGACAUUCCGUCGCCGUCUAUCCAAUUGUCCACCAAGGAACUCGAGGUAGCCCCGCGACCUCCUCUCUACAAGGACAAGAAGAGGGUCAUCGUUUUCGUGGGGUUGAUGCUUGCCUGGUUAUUUAAAGGAUUUGAUGAUACGGUCAUAACAACAAUUGUGCCUGCCUUGUGUCGCAAAUUCGACAGUCUCCCACAGAUAGCAUGGUUCUCAGCAGCGUACUUCUUGCCGCAGGCAUGUUUGUACAUUGGAUUCGGAAAGUUGGCACAAGUAACAAACUUGCGGUGGAUGGCCUUGUUUGAUGGUCUCGUCCUCACCAUCGGUUCCGUGAUAUGCAUAAUAGCAAGCUCAGCCCCAGUGUUUAUUAUAGGACGGGUGGUAACGGGGAUUGGUAUUGCAGCGGGCGUUCCUCUUUGCGCAACUAUACUGAUUGAUAUCACGAGUCCCGAGGAGAGGGCCACGUACAUGGCAUCGUGCGUGGGCGUCGACGUGAUCAGUCUGGCUUUCGGCGCGCUGCUCGGUGGUUACUUGGAAACCAACAUGGACUAUCGGUGGGCAUUUGCCUUUACCAUCUUCGGCGCUAUUGUGUCUGUAGGCCUGAUUGCCGCAGCCUACGAGCAGCCGCCGCGAGAGACGGACGGCCUGCCGGCAAGCGAACAUCUCCGGCGGUUCGACUUUUUCGGCUUUGGCUUCCUGUCCAUGUUUAGCGUGUUGCUGUUGAUCGGGAUCCAGCUGGCGGCGCAGAACAAUCAAUGGCUGUCGGCUCCGGUCAUUGCCUGUUUGGCCGUGUCGGUCCUCAUGUUCUCGUGCUUUGUCUUGCAGCAGAUCAAGUACGAUGAUCCCGACAAUAGGCUUUUGCCCCGCGGCUUGUUCAAUCGCGAUGUGUCGCUGCUGAUGGCGUUUGGCUUCUUUGUCAUGUUUGCCAUGUAUGGCGUAUAUUAUUAUUUGUCGACAUAUUUCCAGACCGUAAAGGGACUGUCGUCUUUCGACGCGGCAGUAUCUCUCUUGGCCUUCUUUUUGGCUUCAGGAUUUUCGAGCAUCGCGACCGGUGCCUCCAUGAUGUGGCUGCCCUACGCCAACAUUAUCAUACUUGUAGCAUCGACACUCGCAGUGGUCGGCACCUUUCUCCUGACCACGAUGAACGAAUACACAGAACCGCUACAUGCAGGCCUUCUGAGCAUCAUAUCCGCCGUGGGAUUCGGAGCGUCGCAGACCCUGGCUAUUGUUUUUUCUCAAAGCUGGGCAGCGCCCAAGCACCAGUCCUUUAUCGUUUCGGUAGCGUUGAUGGUGCAGCUAUUUGGCGGAACGCUGGGCCUCGUACUGGGAGGAUCGGUAUUGAAUACCCAAAUAUUGUACAGAGUGGAGGAACUGGACGGCAAGUUGACAGGAGACCAAAUCUCGGCGGUUACGCAGGCGCUCGCUAUGCCUGAUCGGAUUCGGGAAUUUGUUCCAGAUGAUUUGAUUGAACCGCUCUUGAGUGUGUUUUCAUCGUCCAUACAGACUGUGUUUUACGCCUGUUCAGCAGCGGUCAGCAUUGCGUGGAUCCUGUCUGUGUGCAUGAGGUGGCACAAGAUGAAGUAA